AUGGUCGAUACAGGAUCAGCAAGAUCUAUUAUUCAUAUCAACACCUUAUACAAAUUAAAAUAUCAACCAUAUAUUAAAUAUCGAAAGAACAUGCAUCGAACUGCAAAUAAUAGUGAAUUACGUACAAUUGGAUUAGUUAAGUUAAAAAUUAAUUUGAAAAAUAUUUCAACAUUUAUUUUAGCUGAAGUUGCUAUUGAUUUAUGUACAGGAUUAGUUUUAGGAAAUGAUUGGAUUACUCAAAAUGGUAUUGAUAUAAUUACAACGAAAAAAUGCAUUAGUAAACGUUUAGGAUCAUAUGUUGCUACUGUUCCAUUUUCAACUUAUAAUCAAGAAUCAUAUCCGGUUUCUCCUAUUUACCCAAUUCGUAUUCUACCAGAACAACAAAUUAUUAUACCUGUACGUGUUAAAAUAAAAAAUGCUGAUACUGUUAUAUUUACUCCAUCAAAAGCUAUUAUUGAAAAAAAAGGAAUAUUUAUACCACAUUCAUUAUUGAAAAUUACAGAUGGUGUAACACGUAUUACAAUGAUAAAUGCAAAUGAUUCACCUCAAUAUUUAAAUACAAAUAUGAUUAUUGGUACAAUUUCUUUUCCUUCAUUAACAUCUAUAUCAUUACCAUUGUUACCAACACAACAAGUUAAAACAUAUGUAGAACCUGAUUUUAAAUGUCGAAUAUGUUAUGAAAAAUACAAAUCAAAGAAACAGUUAUUUGAACAUUUACAUCAAACUGGUCAUUAUUCUGAACGUGAAGCAAAUGGACCACUAAAACAACUUCCACCUGCUGUACUUGAAAAUAUAAAAAUUUUAGUUGAACAUAUCACAGAUACACAAAAAAGAAAACAGCUUCAAUCAUUACUCAUUAAAUAUGGUCAACUUUUUGAUACAUCUAAAGCAACAACAAUUAAUUCAACUGUUAAACAUACAAUUGAAAUAAAAAAUACUCGACCAAUUGUUCAACGUCCAUAUCGUAAAACAUCAACACAAGAAAAAGUUAUUGCUGAAAUGUGUGAACAAUUUUAUCGUGACCACAUUAUCAGACCAUCAAAUUCACCAUGGUCAUCACCAGUGGUGUUACAAAAGAAAAAGGACGGAACGUGGAGAUUCUGCAUUGAUUAUAGAAGGUUGAAUGAAGUAACAGAAAAAGAUAAUUUUCCAUUACCACGAAUACAAGAAAUAUUUGAUGCACUCGGUGGUUCAAACUAUUUUUCUAAACUUGAUUUUCAAGGUGGUUAUCAUCAGAUUCCAAUUGACGAAUCAGACAAACCCAAAACUGCAUUUGUUACACGUGAUAAAUUUUGGGAAUAUAACGUUAUGCCUCAAGGUAUAAAAAAUGGCCCUCCAACAUUUCAAAGAAUUAUUAAUAAAUUACUUGGACGAUUACAAUGGUAUUCUGCAUUAUCUUACAUUGAUGAUAUUAUAAUUUAUUCAAAAUCAAUGGAAGAACAUCUACAUCACCUCGAACAAGUUUUAUCAAUAUUACAUCAUGCAAACUUUCGACUGAACCCGGCCAAAUGUGAAUUUAUGCAACAACAAAUUAAAUUUUUAGGUCAUACAAUACAUGCACAAGGUAUUACACCAUGUCCAGAGAAAGUACGUGCAAUUAAUGAUAUACCGGUACCAAAUAGUAUUAAAUCAGCAACAUCUUUCAUUAAAAUGGCAGAAUAUUACAGAAAUCACAUACCUAAUUUCUCCACAUUAGCACGACCAUUAUUUGAUUUAACAAAGAAACAUGCAAAAUUUAUAUGGGGUGAUGAACAACAGAAUUCAUAUAACAAAAUUAAGCAAUUGUUAACAACAAAACCAUUGCUUCAGUUUCCUGAUUCAGAUCUACCGUUUGUCAUUCAGGUAGAUGCAUCUAAUUAUGGUAUUGGUGCAGUAUUAAUGCAAAAUUUUGGUACAGGUGAGCAACCAGUUGCAUAUAUGUCCCAAAAAUUAAAUAAACAACAACAAAAUUGGAAUGCAACCGAGAAAGAAUGUUUUGCUGUUGUAUCAUCAAUACGUAAAUGGAAUCAUUAUGUAGCUGGUCGAGAAUUUAUUGUUCGAACAGAUCAUCAUGCAUUGUGUUGGUUGAAUCGGAAAUACAACAGUAACCCGAAACUGAACCGAUGGAGAAUGGCACUACAAGACUAUACAUUUAAAAUUGAACAUGUACAAGGUAAUAAAAAUUGUGUUGCCGAUUGUCUUUCUCGUUAUCCAGUUAAUCCACCAUCUGAUGAUGAAAUCGAACAUUGUUCCAUUUCAACUCAAACAGAAACACAAUCAUCAACUGUGGGUGCAGUUAUAACAUCUUCUACGAUUCAUCAACAGCAUUCAUCACAAACAAAUACAACUACAACAACUCAACCUGAUCGACAUUCAAAUCUUAUUAAACCAAUCAAUCAAAUUCAUGUUUUUACAAAUGAACAAUUAAAAUAUUAUCAACAACAAGACACACACAUUACGAAAAUUUUAGAAAAUAUUGAUAAAAGGCCAUAUAAAAAUGAAUAUUGCAUUAACAAUGAUAUAUUAUGUCGUAAUGUUCGUAGAAUUAAUAGAAUUAUAGCCGUACCGGUAGUGCCACGAAAUAAAAUUAAAGAUGUAUUACUAGCUUACCACAAUUCAUCCAUGAAUGGUGCACAUUUAGGAAAAGAUCGAACAUAUUAUAAAAUUCGUGAUCGUUACUAUUGGCCAAAAAUGUAUAAUGAUAUUGCACAACACGUUAAGUCAUGUUCCAACUGUUCGAUUAAUAAGUAUUCAAGAAGAAAACCAAAUGGUCAUUUAAAUCAAGUUAAUCCACCUGAAGGUGUAUGGGAAAAUUUAGCCAUGGAUUUCAUGGGUCCAAUAACACCAUCAUCAUCAAGGGGAAAUAAAUAUAUAUUAGUUAUUACUGAUAUAUUAUCCAAAUAUGUUAUUGCAAAAGCCACACGUGAUAAUUCAGCUUUAACUGCAUCAAAAGUAUUAGUAGAAGAAGUAAUACUUAAAUAUGGAACACCAAAACAAAUAUUAACUGAUAACGGUACACACUUCACCGCUCAAUUAUUUAAUGAUAUUACGAAAUUAUGUGGUAUGUGUCAUAUCUUCACAACACCAUACAAUCCUCAAUCAAAUGGUGUUUGUGAACGACUUAAUGCAUCAAUCUGUGAUAGUUUAUCAUCAAUAUGUAAUAAAAAAAGAACUGAUUGGGAUGAACAAUUAUCAAAAAUUAUAUUUGCAUAUAAUACAACUCGUCAUGUUAGUACAAAAUUAACCCCAUUCGAAAUGAUGUUUGGACGACUAUGCAAAUUACCUUUUGAUUUACCAAAACAAACAACAACAAGUGUCGAGCCUCAUCAAUAUGUUAAACAAUUACAAGAAUAUUUAGAAUUAGCAAAACAUGUGGCCCGUACAAAUAUUGAACGAAGUCAGGAAAAAUCAAAACGAAAUUAUGAUACUAAUCGUACAAAUAAUAUUUAUUUAAUUGGAGAUUUUGUUUAUAUUAAACGAUUAGGAUUAAUUCAUAAAUUAGCACCAAAAUAUGCCGGUCCAUAUCAAAUAAUUCAACAGCUGAACGAUUCUAUAUAUCGAGUACAAAAUACUAAUGAUUUAAAUGAAAUAAUUAACGUACACAUUAAUCGUAUACGCCAAUGUUAUCAAUAA
Molecule: messenger RNA, 3612 nt
Organism: Rotaria sp. Silwood1
Lineage: Eukaryota; Metazoa; Rotifera; Eurotatoria; Philodinida; Philodinidae
Source: the annotation of a GenBank genome assembly